Molecule: messenger RNA, 1714 nt
Organism: Guyanagaster necrorhizus
Lineage: Eukaryota; Fungi; Basidiomycota; Agaricomycetes; Agaricales; Physalacriaceae
Exons: 10
Coding region: 183-1397 (404 amino acids)
Source: RefSeq, a predicted model, not a curated record
UGGUGUCGUCGAGAAGCAGCCCACCCAAAAAAACCGGUAGACGAGACCGCCUUACUUGCACCCAACGGCAUCAGCAUCGCCAUGUUCCUGUGCAAGAAUAAGACUUUUACCAUUCUCACAACAACUCCAAUCAUGUAAUCCUGUAACACUUAUUGGUUCCGCAACGGUAUAUAAAGGUGUGCAUGCUGACAUGCCAAGUAGCACUCAUCUGCACGCUUUCUCAUUCCAUCGCCAUGUCUGGUAUCGAUGCAUGUAUCAAGGUCGCACAGUUGACCGCUGCAGCAGGCGAAAUGGCUCCGUUUCCCUUUAUCAAAGGUGCUGCCGAAUGUGUGGUCCUCGUACUCGAGUCCAUCAAGGGCGUCUCGAAGAAUAAGAAGGAUAUGCAAGAAUUGGCUGAAAGUAUCGUCGCUAUACUGGCUGAUAUAAGGGACACCAUCAUCGAACAUGGUCCGACUAGUGCCACGCGUUUUCAGACGAUCUGCGUCGAGUAUCAGACGCGCAUAACUGAUCUCCUUUCCGAGCUGAACAGCAAACGCAGGUCUCCACAGGGAAUCUGGAAAUACUUGAGAGCCACGAAGGUCUCGGAUGAUAUCAACGAUUUACAGCAGCGAAUACGGGCGAUUCAGAAGUCCUUCCUGGUCCGUACGGCGACCAUGACACAACUAGCCGUCUCCGAUGUUCAGGAUCAAGUUGCCGCAGGAUUCAGCACUCUGACUGGUUCCGUUGAGGCGUCGGAGAGGCAAAUCACAUCAACCAUCAAGGAAAAUAUCGACGAGAUACGCACCUUGGGUGCUCGGCAAAGCGAAAACAUGGAAAAUCUUUCGACAAGAUUACUACAGGCUUCUCAUCAACGGGGUCUUUAUAAGGGGCUGGUCUGGGAUUUCAUUCCAGGCGACAUCCGCAUAAUCAAGCCAGCAACUCGUUCAUUAGGAAGCUAUUGUACAACUCGUACUGUUACAUACAAGGACAGCUAUGGCACCGUCGAGAACAGCGAUACAUGGAAGAUCAUUCGCGAAUACCAAGCUCUUGGUGAUAACGGAGAGGAUGCGAUGAAACAACUUGAUAAAGCCCUCGACAUCUUCAUGAAACUAAAGAGACACCCAAACGUUGCCCAGAUCUUUGGUGUAUGCAGGUCACCUAAUCUUCCGGUGAUCAUAUUCCAUGGCACAACAAGAGUCCCUUUCAGCCAUUAUCAACAUAACUUGACUGCGAAGCGGUUCCUACCAUUCUAUUAUGAGUUGAUUCAAGAUCUACGGGUAUGUCUGGCAAGAGUUCCAUGGGCUACAGUUCAAGAACUAUUCUUACAGUCGGUCUUGAAAUUUUGGCCACGUUCUCUCUCGCGUACGUGCACCACAUAUCCCGUCAGUAGUUUCGUGAAUGAUUUUCCUGUGUACUAAACGUUUUGAAGGAUGAGAAUGCACUCUAUGUCAAUGAGUAUGACAAAAUUGUAUUUGGAGACCUACCUUAUAGCUAUUACGAUCUCAACUUGUUCUAUUUGUCUUUAACCGGAGCCAGAAUGUUGCACGUCCUCUUUGCUUACAAUACACGCGACUUGAUCGAACAGAGUCGAAGCAGGAGAUGGAUGUGGCGAAGCGGAGGUUUACGAGAUCAUUAUGACGCUAUUGAGUUUCUUUAUAUGCGAGGUUGCCCAGACGAGGAGCAGUCGGACGAGGAGCACCCCUAUGCGCAGGGCAGUGUAGUAAUCAAUCCUUCG